Messenger RNA from Cuscuta campestris, 2447 nucleotides. NCBI's taxonomy places the organism in Eukaryota, Viridiplantae, Streptophyta, Magnoliopsida, Solanales, Convolvulaceae. The record is from the annotation of a GenBank genome assembly.
AGCAAAGAUUACAAAUUAAUAAUUAAUAAUUAACCCUAGAUUUUAAAUCUAAAGAAUGAAAAAAUGAAAGAAAAAAAUUACAAAAUCGGAAACCUAUAUAUGCGGAAUACCCGAAGGCUGGUGGCUUGGCGUCCGGCGGCGUCCAGACUAUGGCGGCGGCGGGUCUCUCUACUGGCAGUUUUCCGAUUCGGCAUCUGGACUCAGUCGACCUCGCCCUGUUGGCUGUGGUGAGCUUUGCAUCAUCUGACCGUAGCAUGCCAUCUCACCGUAAGAGAAUGAGUCAAGCAGCAGGCAACGAUGGACAGGCUAUCCCACAUGGGGAGCCUGAGCACGUGAGCGUGCACACGGAAGCAUCGAGCUUCACACCCCAGCAGGUCCCAGAGCAGGCAGCCCCAGGCGCGGGCCCUGUUCCGGAAGUCGUUCCCAUCAAUCAGCCGCAGUUCGCGGCUAACUUCAUGAACUUCCUCCAGCAGUUGGCUGGCGCAUAUCGUGGCGACCUCGCAGUCGCAUUACUCCUGGAUUCCAUCUACGACUUGUGGAAGCGCGUUGGAGCAGACGUCCCUGAGCCCGUGCAGUGGGCCGCAUUCGAUCGACUCUUCCAUGAAGAGUACCUUCCAGAGCACUUCGUCGAGGCAAAGCGAGAGGAGUUCCUGAAGGUCACUCAAGGUGAACUCACACUAUCGGAGUAUCGUCAGAAGUUUGACGAGCUCGCGGGGUUUGGGCAAGACCUCGUCCCAACCAUGGAGAAGCGGUGCAAGCGCUUUGUGGAGGGCCUACGCCCCGACUUAUCAGCCCAUUUGAUCACUGCCCCUCGGGUUGACAUCAACGCACUCUUCAAACAUGCGUUGGACAUGAAUGCAGCCCUCAUCAAGAAGGCCGAGUACGAGCAGGCCCAGACGACGCAUCCUCGUCCACCUCCGUCUAGCUCAAGCAGCAAGGGGUCUCCCUCCGUGCCAAGCAGCUCGCACACAAGCAAGAAGACCAAGUCAACACAUGCCCCGUCGCCAGUGCCUACACAGCAGAGCGGGAAGAACCCGAGUCAGAGUGGAUACCGGUACUCGAUCUGCACCCAAUGCGGUCGAAGGCACCCCGGAGAGUGUUGGUUUACUCAAGGCUUAUGCCUAGGGGAGGUCAGGCUUCCGUGCGCCUACUAUAGUGGGCCCGCCCAGGAACCUUUGGGAUCCAACGGGUUUUCAUCAGAGUUGGGGUUGAAGGAGAUGAUUUUUCUUGUGGCUUUUGUCUCCUUUUAUAAUUGUGAAGUUUGGAAUCUUCAAUUUGGAGUAGGAUUCUUGGAAUUUGCGUUGGAUUUGGGGAAGGACUCUGUUUCUUGCGCCUUCCGUUUGGAGUCUGCUCUCUUCUGCGCUGGUUUGCUUCCUCUUCUACGAACUCAACACCCUUGCCGCUCCAAUAACAAUGAUGAGUGUAAGGGCGACUUUCACCCCAUUCACCUCUGUGGGAUCCCCAGGGAUGAUGCCAAUCAUGUCAACCUCCACUCUCGUGCCCACCACAUUCAUGAUAUUUUCAAGCUCACUACUUGUGUCAAGGGGGGUGACGCCGCCUAUGCUAAUUCUGCCAACUAUGUCUCCAUUUGCAGUCGAUCCGGCCAAUGCACAGGCAUUGCAAGGCUAUCAUCAAGUGAUGGCAAUGAUGCAAUAGGCACGGGUCUAUACGCCAUUUACCUACCCUGGCAUGCUCGCGCUAAGGUUGAGUCUCAUGUCAGUCUUAGGGACAAGCUCGUCAACCUUCAUACCAAGGAUGGCCAACUCUGUGAAUCCUACGAACUUGGCUACGACCAUGGAGAUCUAUACAUCAAGUUCUGCAAGAGGCCACCCUCCCCCUACCAGGAAGUCUACAACAUCGCUUGGGACUAUGCAAAGGUAGAGAACUUGAACCGAAGCAAACGGGAGUUGGAGGAGGGCUAUGCUAAGACCAAGUCUGACAAGGUCAAGAAAGAAGAUCAGGAACGUGAAGACUGUGCUCAAAGAGAUGCCCUUGAAGGGGCAUCUCAGGGGAGAAUUUACCGCAGGGGCCAAGAAGGACCCAAAUGCAAACACGUGAACCAUCCAAAGGAGAAAGUCCAGGCGAAGAAGAAAGGAGGGGAAGAAACCAUUUCCGUUACAAUUAGGAAUGGUGGCAUAUAUACGGCCCUCCUCAUGUCUUCAUCUUCUUCGCACGCAACUUCCGUACAGAGGAGGAGUCGCUGGAAAGCUUCGCCGGAACCAAUUGAGGUAGGGGCCAAGGAUUAGAUGAGGAGCAGCCCGGAGGACAGUGAAGCCUGACACUGAUGGAUGGGCCGAAGCUGCCUGAAAUUGAAUUGAAUACUUGUUGACUUUUAUUUUGUUAAACUACAAGAAUGUUGACGACAUUAUUUUAAAGGCUUCCGCAAUGUUUGAAUUAUUUACUCUGAUUAUUUAUGAAUUGUUUUUAAAUAAAUGUGAAUUGAUAUU